Zygosaccharomyces rouxii is the source of this 1074-nucleotide messenger RNA. RefSeq names its product putative nitronate monooxygenase. Gene Ontology annotation, molecular function: nitronate monooxygenase activity; oxidoreductase activity, acting on the CH-CH group of donors. The transcript has a single exon. The record is from RefSeq and is a predicted model, not a curated record. The coding region runs from base 1 to 1074 and encodes 357 amino acids. Gene Ontology annotation, biological process: 'de novo' pyrimidine nucleobase biosynthetic process. Lineage: Eukaryota; Fungi; Ascomycota; Saccharomycetes; Saccharomycetales; Saccharomycetaceae.
AUGGCAAUGUCCAGACCUGCUACCAUGAUUUCACAAAAGCUGGGAAUUAUCUAUCCAAUAAUUCAAGCUCCCAUGGCUGGGAUAUCAACUCCUCAGCUAGCAGCUUCAGUUUCCAAUGCAGGAGGUCUUGGAAUGUUGGGACUCGGUUCAAGCAAUGUCGACAAGGCUCGCAAGAUGAUACUGGAGACAAAAGAAUUGACCCAAAAACCGUUUGGAGUUAAUGUAUUCUGUAAUAACCCUCCUGUGAGAGAUCCUAUUCGUGAAGAACAAUGGCUCAAACAUUUGAGUCCUCUCUUCGAAGCUUUAGGUACAAAGGGACCCGAUAGGGUCAAAGAACCUUACAAGAGCUUCUUACAAAAUCCAAAUAUGCUCGAAACCUUAUUGGAAUCAAGACCUGAUGUGGUUACCUUUCAUUUUGGUGUCCCAUCCGUAGAGGCUGUUAAAAGGUUGAGGGAAAUAGGCAUUUACACAAUGGCCACAGCGACCAAUUUGCAAGAAGCUCUAACCAUUCAGAAUUUAGGUAUAGAUGCUGUUGUAGCACAAGGUUUAGAAGCUGGUGGACAUAGAGGUAUGUUUGAUCCAAACGCUAAAGAUGAACAAUGGAGCACUAUGGUCUUGGUCAAGAUAUUGUCUCAAAGGCUAAAAAUACCUAUAAUAGCCGCGGGUGGAAUCAUGGACGGUCAUAUGGCUAAAGCUAUGAUAGAUGUUGGAGCUUCUGCCGUUCAAUUAGGAACUGCAUAUCUCCUUUGUCCUGAAUCCGCGGCUGACAAAGGAUACCGAGAAGAUUUGAAGAGCUCAAGAAGCCAGUCGACCCAAUUGACAUCUGCAAUUUCAGGUCGCCCUGCGAGAGGUAUCGACAAUGAUUUCAUUAGAUAUUGUAAUACUUUCGAGACUCCCUCUAGCGCAGAUUAUCCACUUGCCUAUGAUGCGUUCAAACAGCUGCAUGCUGCUGAGCCUAACGGCCAAUACAAAUACGCAGCGCAUUGGGCCGGUCAAGGUGCUCCAUUAGCGAGGGAACUGGGCGCUGGAGAUUUGACAGUACUUGUUGCUAAGGAGAUGGGAAUGUCAAAUUAA